UCGGCGGCGGCGGCGGCGGAGAGCGCAGCGCGCAGCCCGGUGCAGCCCUGGCUUUCCCCUCGCCGCGCGCCCGCGCCCCCUUCCGCGUCCGCAACCAGAAGCCCAGCGCGGCGCCCGGAGCCGGACCCGCGCCCGCGCCGCUCCCGGGACCGCGACCCCGGCCGCCCCGCGAUGACCGCGACCGCAGCCCUCCUGCCCGUCCUCUUGCUCCUGCUGGCCUUCGGCCACAGUGUCCAUGGAGCUGAAUGCUUCCCGGCCUGCCACCCCCAAAAUGGAUUCUGCGAGGAUGACAAUGUUUGCAGGUGCCAGCCUGGUUGGCAGGGUCCCCUGUGUGACCAGUGCGUGACCUUUCCCGGCUGUGUUAACGGACUGUGCGUGGAACCCUGGCAGUGCAUUUGUGACGACGGCUGGGAUGGGAACCUCUGCGACAUAGAUGUGCGGGCUUGUGCCUCGACCCCCUGCGCCAACAAUGGAACCUGUGCGAACCUCGAUUCCGGCCAGUACGAGUGCUCCUGCGCCCCUGGAUUCUCGGGAAAGGACUGUCAGAAGAAGGACGGGCCCUGUGUGAUCAAUGGCUCCCCCUGUCAGCACGGAGGCACCUGUGUGGAUGACGAGGGCCGGGCCUCCCAUGCCUCCUGCCUGUGCCCCCCUGGCUUCUCCGGCAAUUUCUGCGAGAUCGUGGCCAACAGCUGCACCCCCAACCCGUGCGAGAACCAGGGCAUCUGCACCGACAUCGGGGGCGACUUCCGCUGCCGAUGCCCCGCCGGCUUCGUGGACAAGACCUGCAGCCGUCCCGUGGGGAACUGCGCCUCCGACCCGUGCCUCAACGGGGGCACCUGCUUGCAACACACCCAGGUGAGGUACGAGUGUGUGUGCAAGCCCGAGUUCACGGGCCCCCUCUGUGGCCGGAAGCGCGCCCCGAGCCCCCAGCAGGUCACCCGUCUGCCCAGCGGGUAUGGGCUCACCUACCGCCUGACCCCCGGGGUGCACGAGCUGCCGGUGCCCCAGCCCGAGCACCGCAUCCUCAAGGUGUCCAUGAAGGAGCUCAACAAGAACACCCCCCUCCUCUCCGAGGGCCAGGCCAUCUGCUUCACCAUCCUGGGCGUGCUGACCAGUCUGGUGGUGCUGGGCACCGUGGGCAUCGUCUUCCUCAACAAGUGUGAGGCCUGGGUGUCCAACCUGCGCUACAGCCGGAGGCUGCGGCAGAAGAAGAACCUGCUGCUUCGUUACAACAGCGGCGAGGACCUCGCGGUCAACAUCAUCUUCCCCGAGAAGAUCGACAUGGCCACCUUCACCAAGGAGGCCGGCGAAGACGACAUCUAAGCAGCGUUCCCACCGGCCCCUCUCUGUUCUCGGGGUCCCGCAGAGCUCACUCUAUGCGGUCUGUUCUCCUCUUUGUGGUGGAAUUUGCUCUAUUUUGUGUCGAAUCUGGUGAACGCUACGCUUGCCUGUCUUACCUUUGUGUUGCUCUGUGACAAAUGCCGCGCGCCCAGAGCGUCCUCUUUCUCUCUCUUAAUGCAUGAUCAAAAAACAAUAAUAAGAAUUUCAUCUUUAAACGAGUAAAAGAUAUAAGUAUGUUAUUCUAA
This is a messenger RNA of Lutra lutra (Eurasian river otter), 1586 nucleotides long. It is a transcript of the gene DLK1, whose product is annotated as delta like non-canonical Notch ligand 1. Gene Ontology annotation, cellular component: membrane. Lineage: Eukaryota; Metazoa; Chordata; Mammalia; Carnivora; Mustelidae. The transcript is spliced from 5 exons. The record is from RefSeq and is a predicted model, not a curated record. Bases 172 to 1323 code for a protein of 383 amino acids. Gene Ontology annotation, biological process: negative regulation of Notch signaling pathway. Gene Ontology annotation, molecular function: calcium ion binding.